CUCUCUCUCUCAGGUUGAGCUCAGUAAAUAUUCAGUUGGUGUCUCCUGGUUAAAGACUGUCUUAUAUUCAAUACAGUUUGUUACUGAUAGAAUAUCUAUUGUCUCCAACAAAAUGAUUAAUGAUGUUAACCGAAUGAAACGAGAGGGACGCUGCGUCACUAAGCUCCUCCUCCGUCACAUGUCACUCACUCAAGAUAGCAACAAGAACCUGGGUAGCAUGGUCACACAGCUAAAGUUCUUAAACGAGUUACAAGAACGACUUAAAGCUCCGGAAGGAUCUUCGGCCAUCCUUGAUGAUAUGAUAAAGAUCAAGGAGUAUUUAUCAGACCCUGCCCACUUGCGUUUGUUUAUCCAUGGAGACGUCAGUUCACUGAGUAAAGACUCCUGGAAAGAAUUGGAGGGUUUUCCAAGCCUUGAUAAUGCGUUGCCAUGUUCCCUUCCUCCUAUCCCUCCCUCUUAUUCUCAGUUAUUACCUACGGCAUACGGUCAGUCUCUCAUUGCUGGAGUGGGCGGAGUUGAGUCCAACUACUUGACGCAGUGUCUUCCUUGUAUCACCGAUUACUCUCACCCUGAUCUUCCUUCCAUUAUGAUAUUUGCUGAAUAUCUGGCAACACUAGAAGGUCCAAUGUGGCGGCAGAUCAGAGGGAUGGGUCUAUCCUAUCAUUACAGUUUAACUGCCUCCCCGGAGACUGGUCAUCUCACUUUUGUGUUGUACAAGUCCUCUCAGCUGGUUCAAGCUUAUGAGGUUGCUAGGGACAUUGUCGUAAGUCACAUGAUUAUCACAUGA
This is a messenger RNA of Amphimedon queenslandica, 787 nucleotides long. RefSeq lists its product as uncharacterized. Bases 113 to 787 code for a protein of 224 amino acids. Lineage: Eukaryota; Metazoa; Porifera; Demospongiae; Haplosclerida; Niphatidae. Gene Ontology annotation, molecular function: metal ion binding. The transcript has 6 exons. The record is from RefSeq and is a predicted model, not a curated record.